Linepithema humile (Argentine ant) is the source of this 1012-nucleotide messenger RNA. The record is from RefSeq and is a predicted model, not a curated record. NCBI's taxonomy places the organism in Eukaryota, Metazoa, Arthropoda, Insecta, Hymenoptera, Formicidae.
UAGGAAGAUGCUAUUCGAACUUACUUUUUCGACUCAGCUUGCACUCAUUUGCAGACAUGCUGUUCUUAGCUGUUAUCUUCGUGAUUGGCGUUUUUGCGCAACAGACGUUCGCUGACGCACCCGAAGCGAUCGUCGGCGGUGAGCGUGCCACGCCGGGCGAAUUCCCGUGGCAAUGUUCCUUGAGAUAUAACGGGCAGCAUAUUUGCGGUUGUUCUAUCAUUGGCCCCAAACAAAUUUUAACUGCCGCUCAUUGUGUGGAGGAUAUUUGUGAUCCACCCAACAAAUGCACGAUUGGUACUGGAAUGAUUAAUGUUUACAAGGGACAAUCUCAUGAAAUACACAAUGUUACUAUACAUCCCAGAUAUGAUGGUAGACGAGAAGUAUCUUGGGUGAAUGACAUCGCUGUGAUCAUCCUCAAGAAUGCGAUAAAGUUUAGCAAUGUUCAACGUCCUAUUAAAUUGACCGACAAGCGACCAACCCCAGGCACGGUGUGCACAUUGUCAGGAUGGGGUCGUACAAAAGAAGGUGGACCUUCUUCAAGAGAACUUCUCAAGAUGAAGCAGACCGUAGUCAGUCAGGACAAGUGCAGAAAAGCACUCUAUGGACAGCCAAUUAAUAAGAGCCACUUGUGUACGUUGAAUAGAGCUGGAGUCGGCGUUUGCCAAGGUGACAGCGGCGGUCCACUUAUCUGCAACGACAAACAGUGCGGUAUUACUUCCUGGGCUGCUGGUUGCGCUCGUGGUAUGCCUGAUGUUUACACUAGUGUAUAUGAUCAUCGGGACUUUAUUGAGAAGUGUGCGCCAGCUGUAUAAAGAUCUCGGCACUAUAUGAACGGUAUAAAGAUCUCGGUACUAUAUAAACGGCACUAUAUAUAUAUAUAAAGCUUAAAAAUUUUCGAUAAAUUAUGUUGACUCAUCAAACGCGACAUCAGUUGCGUUUUUAAACUGAGAGAAACUUUGUUACAUUUUACAUGUAAUACAAUAAAUAAUAAACGCUUUUAAGUCUAUCAUAA